AUGUCGCAAGUCCAAGCCAGAACAGUAAGUAUUGAUCCAAGAGGAUCUAAAGAAGCUUUCCGCCUCUUUGAUACAGCUUCUAGCGGUACCAUCGACAUGAGGCUGCCCGUGUUUCAAGUAAAGAAAGCUGAAAUCAAUCAGAUGAUUAUUGAUCUUGGUAAGGACGAGUCGAAGUCGAUCAAUUUAAAUGAAUUUAUUGAACUGUUGACGGAUAAAAUGAACUCACGAGAUCCACGAAGAAAUGAAGAAAUCCUGAAGAAUUUUCAACUUUUUGACGAUGAUAACACGGGCAAGAUGUCGUUUUGA
Messenger RNA from Plasmopara halstedii, 306 nucleotides. RefSeq names its product centrin. NCBI's taxonomy places the organism in Eukaryota, Oomycota, Peronosporomycetes, Peronosporales, Peronosporaceae. Gene Ontology annotation, molecular function: calcium ion binding. The record is from RefSeq and is a predicted model, not a curated record. The transcript is spliced from 2 exons. The coding region runs from base 1 to 306 and encodes 101 amino acids.